GUUUGAAACCCCCGCAUUUCAUUCGGAAUAUCCCUCUUUCGCGGGGAAUUGGAAAUCGGUAUGUUCCGGACAUUUUUGCAUCAAAGGAGAUAGACAACACGAUUUGACCACUCAAAUCCAUAAGCUCACAAGCUCUGGCACCUCUGUUGACAAUGACCUAUCUAUGAAUUCCAUAAACCAAUGAAAUUGCUGAGUUUGUAAGGUAAGUUGCUUUAUUGCUGGGCAACUCCCGCUGAAAGAGACUUUUCUGUGCACCCAAUGCCUUUUACAAUCAAACAUUUUACUUAUAUACACAAAACAUCAUUCCCAUCAGAAAGCUCUGUGGCCGGCAAAAAAAUGAGGUAUGUCGUCAAAUCGCUCUGCUUUGUUCAGAAUAUCAGUUCACUAUCCGGAAUGUGAUGAUUCGGGGUAUCCCACGUUCCAACAACUCUUGCACAACCAAGAUGCUGCUGUAGACCUUAUUGCUAAAAAGGCCGCGUCUUUGCCAUGGAUUGGUCCACCAAAGGGGGGCUUCGUUAUUAAUGAGGAUGGAUACUCUCGACCCUAUACAAAUGCCACAAUUUUUGCCCAAGCAGAUGCAUUUGGCAAAGCUACCAUUGCUUACGAGGUACAUGGAGAUAUUCUCAAGAAGUAUUUCGCCAUGGGUGGGGAUCGAAGCAAGCUGGGAUGUCCAGUCACAGACGAAUCAUGGACUUCGGACUGUGGUUGCCGUUUCAAUAACUUCACUUCAGGUGCUAUUUAUUGCAAUUCUAAGAUUGGCACUUGCGUCGUGAAGGGUGAGAUUUAUAAGAAGUGGAUGGCUAUGGAAGGGGCGGAAGGGGUAAUGGGGUAUCCAGUUUCUGACGAAACAUUAACGCCCGGCGGAGUGACUCGAUUCAAUAUGUUCUCACACGGUGGAGCUAUCUAUUAUACUGUGACUCGCGGGGCAUUCUGGAUUUAUGGAGAUAUCUACAAGAAGUGGAUGGCUACAGGUGGCGAGUUAGGGGGCCUGGGAUAUCCUGUAUCUGACGAGGAAUUGGCACCAGAUGGAGUGUGUCGUUUCAACAGGUUCUCUGGCGGUGGCGCUAUAUUCUCAACCCCAGAACGUGGUGCGGUUAAGGUAGCUGGAGAUAUUUACAAAAGGUGGAUAGCUCUUGGCGGAGGAAGUGGGUAUUUGGGCUCCCCCAUCACCGAUGAGAUUGGCGGAAAAUACGAUACUCGUUAUAACGACUUUUCUGGCGGUUCGAUAUGGUGGCAUCCCUCUAUUGGCACCCGAGAGUUCGCUGGAAAGGAAACAAAUUAUAACAUCAACAUAACCGAAAUUUUGAUUGAUGAGCUUCGCUCUGCACGUGUAGACACUCUUUAUAUUACAGCUUCCAUCGCUACAGUAUCUGGAGGAGUUCAAUCAAUUGCUCUUCCUCUUGGCGAGCACUCGGUUGGUUUCGUAUAUCCCAGCUUAAUGUUCCAGAAUUGUUCAAUUGGUGAUGAGGAGACAGUCACAUUUACAUACCUCGUCGUCCACAAUCAUUCUAAUAAACGAGAGGAUGUUCUCAAAAAACUCGAGGCCGUCAUACAUAAACUUGGAAAAGCUGCUAUAGAAGAGAAUGUGGUUUCUCUGAAUUCAAUGCGCAAGCUAUCAAUUGGAGACGCUAUCGGCACAGCUAUAGGCAGAGCGCCUGUGCCUCUGAGUCAGCCAGCUGUUCGCCCAUUCGAGGGAUGGGCCGAUAGUGGCGGUCUAGGGAUGCCGUUUCUGAAUUGUGACGGCGUUGUUGCUGCGGAGGUCACAACGCUGAAAGGUAGCGAUAUCAAGGCACAUUUAAUCGUGGGGAAUACAUGGAAAGUCAACGAUAAGCAUAUGGGCACAAAAGCGCCAGAUUGGUGUGGCUCAAUUUCACGAUACCAUGUGUUAUGGAAUGUGGAAUUUUCAUGAAUUCACCUGUUGCAUAACGUUGAUGUGUCCUGCAAAUUGCUUCAUAGUACAAUUUUUUGGAUUAUCUUGGGGGUCUGGUCUGGAUCUUUCUUUCUUUCAACAGAGCAACGCAACUAUGAGAUGGAUGUAAUGGUGAGUUAUUGUUCCUUUUAACAAACGCUAGCAAGGUCUGAAAUAAUAAAAUCGAAGAGUAACUCAUAUGGCACGAUGGCUGGCAAGUUCUAAUGAUGAAAUGACAUUAAGAUGCUUGCUAUGGUGGGGAUGAUAAUUGUGCUCUACUGAACGCAACACA
Messenger RNA from Botrytis cinerea B05.10, 2201 nucleotides. RefSeq lists its product as hypothetical. The record is from RefSeq and is a predicted model, not a curated record. Bases 344 to 1909 code for a protein of 521 amino acids. The transcript is spliced from 4 exons. Lineage: Eukaryota; Fungi; Ascomycota; Leotiomycetes; Helotiales; Sclerotiniaceae.